AUGUCUUUGGCAAAUUACUCCAACAUGAACUCUGUGUCCAUUGCAAAUAGCUUAGGAUCUGGUUCACGGGCACCCAUACUUAUUCCUGAAGAGUAUAAUUCGUGGGUUGGCCGUAUGAAUCUUCAUCUUAACGCUAUAAAUGAAGAUAUCUGGAAGUGUGUAGAAGGAACGUAUGUUACUCCAGAAAAUAUGGCUACUCUUGCUACGAAUCAAGCCACUCAAACCGAUAUCAUAAGAAAGUUGGAACUCCAAGCCAAAAAGGAACUUGUGUCUGGAAUACCUCACAGUAUUCUAAGUCAAAUGGAUGACAUUAUGAUGUUAACCGCAAAUCAAAUUUGGGAAAAUUUGAAAAAUCGUUUUUGUGGAAAUAAAAGAAUUAUCGGAAACAAAAGAACAUCUGUUUUGAAUGAAUUCGAUAAUUUCAAAAUGCUUUCAUCAGAAACUAUCCAUGAUGCUCAUGAUAGGUUCAAUUUGAUUAUGGGAAAUCCAGCUAUUCAUACCGAAUCUUUGUACAAUUUGUAUGGAGAACUUCAAUCGUAUGAAUCCUCGAUUGACCCACCAACCAUUGCAGCUUUUGGAGGACCACUUGCUCUUGUGUCCACAACUUCUCAAAACCAAACACCUUACAAUGAUCAAAACUUUAAUCAUUUUAAUCAGACUACAUCUUUUCAAAACCAAUCCUUCCAGUCUGAUUCAAAUGAUGAAGCAGAUUAUCAACAACUGUGUGCUUUGGUUGCAAACACAAAUCUCCAGAGAUUUAUCCCAAAUCAUGGAACAAAUCACUAUGCCAGAGAAUGCCGAGCCAAAAACAAAACUAAAAUCAAAGACUCAACAUACUAUGCUCAAAGAGCCGAUGAAUUGAAGAAACUGGAAAACCAAGAAAAGCAAAAAGCAUUGAUGGCAAUCCAUGAACCAAGCGUAGAAUACUGGCCAACAUCUGAUGACGAAGCUGAUAAUGAACAAGCACAAUCAAACUUCUGCUUCGUAGUUGGUGUUGAAAUACCUUCAAGAGCUCCAAACGUCAUAGAACAAGUAUGGUCUAUGAUCUCUGAACUUGGUUUUUCCAAAACAAUUUUUGAGUCCCACAUAACCAAAAUUGAGACUAGUCUGGAAACUGAUCUCAAAACAUAUCAUGACACAAUGGUCAAUUAUGAUAUUUGCAAAUCUGAGUUACAAACCUUGCAACUCAAAUUUGGAGAAUCAACAAGAACUAAAAGCAAAUUGGAAAGAGACGUUGAAAGAAAAUCAGAAGAUUAUAAUCACGUCUUGGAACAAUUAAAUCAGUCCCUAAUUCAGAAAAGGGAUUUGGAACUAAAAGAUCAGUCAAUCAUUUCUUCUGUAAACAAAAGAUGUUUUAGAAAUGGAAAUCCUUCAGUUGAAACAAGACUUUCAAGAAUCAACUGA
This is a messenger RNA of Lactuca sativa (garden lettuce), 1404 nucleotides long. NCBI's taxonomy places the organism in Eukaryota, Viridiplantae, Streptophyta, Magnoliopsida, Asterales, Asteraceae. The record is from RefSeq and is a predicted model, not a curated record.